UGUGCCCCACGCGCGCUCUCUACACACACCCCGGAAGUUGCGACCGCUACAUCUAGGCACAGAAAAGUCGCGCUCGGCGGUGCGAUCCCUUAGAUUGCUCGGCCGCGGAAGCCAGAGCUGGUUCUCGGGGGCACUGAAGACCAGCCUGAGAUUGAGCCAGGCGUAUCUUCAGGCACCACUUACUUGGAAGUUUGCCCCUUAUGCUGGGCGGGCGCUCCCGUUCCCAUAGUUGCCUCUUUCCUAGCACGCGUUUCGGAACCUCCCCGGGACGCGCCUGCAUCCCCCGCUGCACCUUGGGCCAAGGAGUGCCCUGCAGGGUUCCCACAGUGCAAAUCAGGAGACAUUCUUUAAAUGUUUAUCAAAUGAAUAAGCGACCGUUAACUCGAUCUUGGCGGGAGGUGGGAAGAGGGAAAGCCACGUGGUAGGGUUGAUGGUGUCCUUAAGACAAGGGCUAUAGUCACGUGUGCAUUUCAGAAGGCGACCUAUGGUCGAGUCGGGAGGGGACACGCGGAGACGCUCAGACUAAGGACAGACAAUAAAGGGAUAAGAAAGUUUGAAGGUGGACCCAGGAAACAUCCUGAAAGCAAGGAAGAACUUUCAGGAUGAAGGGCAGUCCCACCUCCCUGCCUUUCCUUAUGCGGUUCCCUUCACCCUGAACGGAGGUCGUUCCCAUUUCUCCAUCAGUGGGGAUCCUGAUGGUGCAUCUCCUCAAGGAAGCUCUCCUGGGUUCCUGACUUCUUCCGUUCCCUUUUCCUGGCUUGGUGUUCCCUUUCUCCAUCCCGGAACACCCUUCUCAGGCCUGUGACUAUAAGGACAGUGAACUCAGGUUUGAGGAGAGGGCUCGUGGUAUUGCAGAGGGGCUGCAGAAGCCUCGCGGCCCCUUCCGAGAUGGCCCAAGGGGGCUUGGGCAGGGAAAGCGGCCGUGCCAGUGCCCACCUGCCACUGGACUUUGCCUGCUCAGUUCCGCUCUCCUGCCAAAUCCCCCUUUCUUCCGCCCACCCGGCGCGCCCUACCUACUCCCUGCCCAGUCCACUCUCGGGACCUGAGCGAGGCACUCACGGAUUGGCGCCUGGACGGGCCCAAGGGCAGCCAGCCUCUCAGUGAAAAGCAGCUUGCGGGCUGUGAGCUGACCAUGCAACUGGACCGACUUCGCGCAGUUAGCGCAGUGGCCUUUGGACUCCUUCUUCUUGUCCGGGGUCAGGGUGAGGACUCUGCCAGCCCCAUCUGGACCACUCACAUGGGGCAGGUGCGGGAGAGCCUUGUCCACAUGAAGGGCACUGAUGUGGAGGUCCACACCUUCCUAGGAAUUCCCUUUGCCAGGCCACUUCCAGGGCUGCUGCAAUUUACACCCCCAGAGUCCCCUGAAUCUUGGAGUGGUGUAAAGGAUAGGACCUCCAACCCAGCUACGCCUAUCUGGAUGUUGCCUCCUGCAUUUGGCAACCUGUUGAUGGAGGAGUACAUGGGAGACAGUAGGGACCCCCAGACUCUCCAAACCCAGUUCCAUGAGAUGAUGGGGGACUCCAUCUUUGUGAUCCCUGCCCUCCAAGUAGCAAUUUUUCAGUGUUCCCAUGCCCCCAUCGGUUUCUAUGAAUUCCAGCAUCAGACCAGCUUCUUCAAGGACAGCAAGCCAGCCCAUGUGAGGGCAGACCAUGGCAAUGAGAUGCUCUUUGUCUUUGAAAUCUCUUCCUGGAGCAGCCACAGGUCAUGGUAUGGUUCCAUGGAGGGGCUCUCAUGGCUGGCACCACCACCACCCACCUCCCAAGACGAGUCAUCCCUGGCUGCCUCUGGGGAUAUGGUAGUGGUCAUAAUCCAGUACCACCUGGGGUCCUUGGCUUCCUCAGCUCCCGCAGCGCCGCCGCCGCCGCCUCCAGCCCCCAGGCUCCCGCUGCCGCCCUCCCUGCUUGGCCGACAGCUCUGGCUGCCUGGGAGCCCCGGGGGACGCGCCAUCCGGCCUCCUGCCAACUGCAGUGAUAGAUCCAGCCGCUUGGCGCGGGGCCAGAUCCCCGGCGGACGCGAGGGCGCCUGGAGCUGA
This is a messenger RNA of Hipposideros armiger (great roundleaf bat), 2032 nucleotides long. Its product is annotated as pyrethroid hydrolase Ces2e. Lineage: Eukaryota; Metazoa; Chordata; Mammalia; Chiroptera; Hipposideridae. The record is from RefSeq and is a predicted model, not a curated record.